AUGGGUAGUUCUGCAAACAGCUCCGGGCUGGUAGUGCUCUCAUUCACAGAGCUGAAACCUUGCUGCGAUGUGGGCACUCAUGCUCCCACCCGCAUCUCUGUCCUUGAGCCCUUUUACAGUUCAAGGUGUACAGCUUACUUGAACGGGCAGCUACAGGAUUUCAUUGGCCGUGCGCCAACAAGGCGCAUGCCAGAUGCAACCACAUCGACAAGCUGGCGUAUGCCACGAUCUUCGCCAGGUCGCCAAAGUGCAGCGACGUGGACUUCAUUUUCAAAGGGCUCGGGCUCGACUUUGAAGAAUUCAAGGGCAAGCACUGGUGGCAGAAAGGAGUUGACCUCCACAUGGUCUCCUGGAACUGCCCAUGGGCAUAGCCAUUUUCAGGAUUUGCCGAGAAUUUCAGAGCAAAUCAGGGUGUGCGUCAGAAUACGUCCACUGACAUCUGAUGAGGCGAACAACGGCGAGCUUCCAAGCAUUGUUCCGGGUCCGCAGGGAAGCGGGCUCUUGAAGCUGCUGCUGGUGGAGUCCAUGACUUCAACAAGCAGGAUGAACCGAGCCUCUCAAUCAAGCAUGUUUCAAAGCUUCUCGAGCUUGUCCAGGAGCUGGCCUCGGACCUGGGAGUUCGACUGGGUGCUCUCCGGAAGGGGAUCCCAGGCUGCUGUCUACAACUUGUUUGGGCAGCACUUGGUGCAGAAUGCAGUGGGAGGCUUGCACUGCUCCGUCAUUGCAUGUGGGCCAUCGAGCACAGGAAAGAGUCACACCAUCUUUGGAGGCCGUCCACAGGAGCAGCAAGGUCUUGUUCCUCGUCUGGCAGAGGGCAUAUUCAGGGUGCUGCGAGCUCGCGGCGAGAAGCACAUCGUUAAGUUUUCGUACCUGGAGCUGUACAACGAGCGCAUUCAAGACCUUCUACGUCCUGGGAAGGCCAAAGCUCCAGCCUUGGAGGUCCGGCAGCAUCCCCGCGUGGGCGUCUUCGUCGGCAGCACUGAGCCAAGUGCUUCUAGUGCAGUCCGUCAGUGUGCAUCUCUGUGUCAUGUGACCCUUGAAAUCUGCAGCUGGUUCAAGGGACGUGAGUAG
Symbiodinium sp. CCMP2456 is the source of this 1071-nucleotide messenger RNA. NCBI's taxonomy places the organism in Eukaryota, Dinophyceae, Suessiales, Symbiodiniaceae. The record is from the annotation of a GenBank genome assembly.